Messenger RNA from Aureobasidium musti, 3870 nucleotides. NCBI's taxonomy places the organism in Eukaryota, Fungi, Ascomycota, Dothideomycetes, Dothideales, Saccotheciaceae. The record is from the annotation of a GenBank genome assembly.
AUGGUUCGAUUGCGCGAGAUUCCUCGCACUGCGGCCUUCGCAUGGUCGCCCGGCUCAGCUCCGCCAUUGCUCGCAACUGGAACACGCGCUGGUGCUGUCGACGAUGACUUUUCCAACGACACUAAUCUAGAGUUGUGGGACUUGCAACUAGAUCAGCUCGAUGUUUCUCCUGAAUUGUCCCCUGUUGGCACCAUCUCCACAGACUCAAGGUGUGUACCCCACAGUUGGACACGGUAUAGCUCUGACACAGAUGUNAGAUUCUACGACAUUGCAUGGAGCCAACCGACUGCCGAUCGCUCUCGUGGUAUCAUUGCCGGCGCCCUCGAGAAUGGCUCUCUCGAUCUAUGGGACGCCGAGAAGCUCCGCUCCAGCCCUUCCGACUCAUUCAUGUCUAGAACAACAAAGCACUCUGGAGCCAUCAAGACGGUUCAAUUCAAUCACUCGAAGCACGACCUGCUCGCGACUGCUGGUGCCAAAGGAGAGCUGUUCAUUUACGAUCUGAACAACAUUGCCAACCCCUUCAAGCUGGGUGGAAGUGCCGUAAGAGCCGACGAUUAUGAGUGUUUGGACUGGAACAAGGGUGCCAAAGUCCCUCACAUUCUCGCUACUGGUUCAAGUGGAGGCUUCGUCAAUAUCUGGGACGUCAGACAGAAGAAGGAGACUUUGACAUUGAACAACUAUUCUCGCAAGCCAGUGAGCGCCGUUGCCUGGGAUCCAGAUGUCGCAACCAAGCUCAUGACGGCUGUUCCCAACGACCAAGAGCCAGUGAUUCUCAUGUGGGACUUGCGUAACUCCAGUGCUCCCGAGUGCGUUCUUCGUGGUCACGAGCUCGGUGUUCUUUCCCUGUCGUGGUGUCUGCAGGACUCCAGCCUGUUGCUUUCUAGCGGCAAAGACAACCGUUCGAUCGCCUGGAAUCCUCACACAGGCGAAUCGUACGGUGAAUUCCCUGUUGUCACUAGCUGGACCUUCCAGACUCGCUGGAACCCUCACAACCCCGGCCUUCUCGCUACUGCCUCGUUCGAUGGCAAGAUUGCUGUUCAGACUAUCCAGAAUACGAACUCGAAGAAUGACGAGCAGACCACCGCUCAGCAGGCUCUUGACAGCGAGGAUUUCUUCAACCAGGUCAAGACUCAGCCUCAGCAAGUCUCUUUCUCUUUGCCUAAGACUCCCAAGUGGAUGGAACGCCCUGCUGGUGUGUCUUUCGGUUUUGGUGGAAAGCUUGUCAGACUCGCUACCGACUCUGCUUCGAGGAAAUCGACUGUCAGCAUCGAGACAUUUGCUGUCGAUUCGGCCGUUACCGAAGCAUCGCAGAGAUUCGAGGAAUCUCUCAAGAGCGGCGACCUGGCCAACAUUUGUGAAUCGAAAAUUGCCGCUGCAGCCAACGAGGAAGAGAAGGCCGACUGGCAAGUGAUCGAGACAUUGAAUGCUGGAAAAUCAAGGAAGAAGCUGAGAGAAUACUUGGGCUUUGCCGACGAGACUGAGGUUGCACAGAAGACAGCUGAUCUCAACAUCAAUGGUGAUGUUGAAAAGCCAAAGCAGGAGGACGACAGCAACUUCUUCGGUAACGAUAACGCUGAUGGAGAAGAUGGCGAUAACUUCCUGGCCGAUCUUGCAGCGACCAAGGGCGCCAAAACCAACCAGCCUUUCCACAUCUUCAGUGGUGAAGAGUCGGAUGCAGACAAGAACAUCACACGUGCUCUCAUGCUGGGCAACUUUGAGUCUGCUCUUGACGUUUGUCUGAAGGAUGGUCGCAUGUCAGAUGCCUUCAUGAUCGCCAUUUGUGGUGGACAAAAGUGCAUGGACAAAGUACAGACCGCCUACCUGAAGCAAAAGGCCAAGGGGCCCAAGUACCUUCGUCUUCUUGCCUCGAUUGUCGGCAAGAACCUGUGGGACGUUGUUCACAACGCCGAUCUGUCGAACUGGAAGGAGGUUAUGGCAACUCUAUGCACCUUUGCUGAUGAAACCGAGUUCUCGGACUUAUGCGAGGCUCUGGGCGACCGUCUUGAAGAGUCGCUGUCGACUGCUACCGACAAGGGCACUUUGAGAAGAGAUGCAUCAUUCUGCUUCCUUGCUGGAUCCAAGCUCGAGAAGGUCGUUACUAUCUGGGCCCAGGAGUUGCAAGAGAAGGAAAGCGCUGGACUAGAAGCCGCCGACGGUGAGACCAGCUUCUCUGUCCACGCCAGAUCUUUGCAAGACUUCAUCGAGAAGGUCACCGUCUUCCGCCAGGUUGUUGGUUUCCAAGACCCUAAUCGUCAAGCCAGCGAGAACUGGAAGCUUGCUCCUCUGUACGCCAAGUACACUGAGUACGCUGAUAUCUUGGCCAGUCAUGGUCAGUUGCAGGUCGCUGAGAAGUACCUGGACUUGCUGCCUUCCAAGUACCCUGCAGCAGAAGUUGCUCAGCAGAGAGUCAAGCUUGCCAACAGGUCAAAGCCUGUAGUCCCUCAAAUACAGAGACAGCCUGCUGCCGCCGCUCGUGUCGCCGCACCAUUGGCACCCUACUCUGCUGCUCCUACUCCGACACCUCUUGCUGCCGCGAACCCAUACGCACCUAGCGGAGGUAUCAUGUCGACGCCUGCACCCGUGGGUGGUGCGAACACUUACGCUCCCCCAGGCGCUGCUCAGCCUGCUCCUCUCUCAAACCCAUACGCACCUCAGGGAUACCAGCCUCAGCAGACUUCCGCUUAUGGCCAGCCCGGACCUUAUGGAGUACCAGCUGCACCUGUUGCACCUCCUCGUGGUAUGACUCCCAGUGCCGUACCUCCGCCACCCAAGAAGGGAGAAACACAACAGUGGAAUGACCUUCCAGAAGGCUUCUCCAAGCCUGUUCAGCCUGCAAGAAGAAACACUCCUGGUAUGGCUGCCAUGUCCUCUCCCUUCCCUAAUGCUCCUGUAAUGUCACCGCCACCUGCUCCUGGCAGCGCAUAUGGCCAACAGCCUCCUGCUGCUUUGCCUCCACCACCAAAGGCAGGACAGAUGCCACCUCGUGUGAUGUCUCCACUGUCGGGUCCUGCGCAGAUCCAGCGUCCCAUCUCAGCUGCAUCCAAUGCCUACACGCCAGCUUCAGUACAACAGCCUGCCGCUUCAACGUUGCCUCCUCCACCCCAGGCACCUCCUCUUGGCCCUCCAGGCUCACAGCCUACGCCUGUAGCCGGUGGCUUGCCGCCACCACGUAACAUUGCUCCACCACCUAACCCCUAUGGCUCUGCAGCACCCUCGCCAUACGCGCCAGCGGGAGCUUCGGCAUAUGCUCCAAGGGCACCAGCAACACCCUACGGUCAACCACCUGUGCAAUCGCAGCCUCCAGCUCCUCAGGCCAUUCCACCUCCACCACAAGGACCACCUCGUGGACCUCCCCAAGGCCCUCCUAGAGCCGCCGCUCCACCUCAAGCCGCACCAUCCCAAGCGGCCCCUCCUCAAGCUACACCCCCUCAGGCUACUCCUCCCCAUCAGCCGCUCCUCAACAAUUGCCUUCUCGACCCACUACCGCACAAUCUCAGCGAUCUGCACCUGCAGCGGCCAACACCUGGAGACCGCACCCACAUCCCUAGCAAUGCCAUGCCAGUCUACGAAAUCAUGUCCGCAGAUAUGGCACGUGUGAAGUCACGCGCUCCAGCUUCGUUCUCUAAAGAAGUCAACGACGCCGAGAAGCGUCUCAACAUCCUCUUUGAUCACCUCAACAACGAGACUCUGGUCAAGCCAGACACUGUUGCCAUGUUGGUAGAGAUUGCACAAGCGCUGCAGUCUAGAGACUUUGACCGCGCUGGAUCCGUCUUGACUGAUAUGCUGAAGGCAAAGUUGGAGUCCGAGGGUGCGCACUGGAUGGUUGGAGUCAAGAGACUUGUUGCCAUGAGCAAGGCUACUCCUGUAUAA